AUGAACCUCUACUCCGUCGGCCAACACGUGCUCGUCCUCCCAGAGCAAGCGCCUUACGUCGACUUGCGCGAGGCAACUUACGCGACGAUCCGGUCCAUCACGGGCGACGUCCUGCGGGCGGUGACCAAGACGCGCCGUGGCGGUCGAGCUGUCGUGCUCGAGAUCCCAACGACGAUGCGUACCCGGCCUGCGGUAGUUACCCACGACGAGUUCAACGGCGCGCCGAUCGGAUCAUACUUGCGCAAGAGCGUGUGCUUCUCUGCCGGAGGCACGUACGUCUACGCGCAAGUCACGGAUUACCAAGUCGUGACGAACCUCCUCUUUGUCGUCGGCGCCGAGGCCACGGGGUGGACGCAUCGCGAAGGCGUCGCGACCUGCGGCCUUCAGUACGCGGUCGACUUCACGUGCUACGAGACCAACGACGCCCCACCGGCUCACGUCGAGCUCGGCAACAGCAUCAGCGAUGACCCUGCGUUUCGCCAGCAACGACGACGCGAAGAAGCGCAGCUGCCCGACGACCCCGUCGAAGCGUUACUGCCACGGUUGAUCUCGCCGCCGCGCAACCCUCGCUCGCCACGCAAUGCGCCUGCGCCACCGCCGCCCGAUGCCGUGCUGACGCACGCGGCGCGCGCAGACGCGGCGAGAUUGUUCGCGGAGCUCGGCCGGGACAUGGGAGCACUCGAAGACGAGGGCCCGAUGCCGAUCGCGGCGGCUGCGACCGGCAACGACGCUCUAGACCACCUGGCCGGCCUCCACGGCGGCGUACGAGACCGCGGCUUCGCGACAGCACCGGCGAUCAUGACGGCCCUGCACCACUGGGAUUUCGCGCCCGGUCGGCUGUCGAUCGCGCACCUGCAGAACAUGGAUCCGCGCGAGUACGGCGCGUGGUGCGUCGCCAAGAAGAUCGACGUCAGCAACAACGGUAGCACAGCCAAGAUGCCCGAAGCCGCACCGUUCGCGGACAUGGCAGGCCUACGCGACGCCUGCUCCAACGUCGGACGGCUCGCGGCCGAUCUAGGCUCGCCAGUGCUUCGCGCAUUUGCUGCCCGACUCGCCUCGUUCAUGCGCGAACUGCCCAACAGUGGGGUGUACGGAAAGGCCCAAGUGACGGUCUUCAGUACGUGGAUCGACGACGCGUGCCGACAGCUCCACGACGAGCUCCGCGCACGGAUGUGUGGCGCGCAGCGUGCCAUCAACGUGAUCAGCGUCACGCACACGCCGCUGCUACGCUUCAACCAACAGCUCUCGGAGCUGGUGAUGGAGUCGCGGAUACUGCCGACAAACAACAAGCGGCAAGGAAGCGACGCGACCGGCACGCAGGCAAAGAAGGCCAAGGCGGGCGCAGCUGCCGAAGUCAAGCACCCGUGGUUCGAGCACGUCCCGACGCACGACGGGAAGAAGAUUUGCCUCAAGAAUCUCACCAAGCGCGGGUGCGCGAGCAACGCAGCAGGAGAGUGCUUCAACUCCAACAACGUGCACCACGUGACAGCGAUCAAGCUGCAUCCGCAUGUGCUCCAGCACCUCGAGCACAUGGGCGGUCUGAACGAACUGCACAACGCGCUCAAGUGA
Messenger RNA from Saprolegnia parasitica CBS 223.65, 1569 nucleotides. RefSeq lists its product as hypothetical. The record is from RefSeq and is a predicted model, not a curated record. Lineage: Eukaryota; Oomycota; Saprolegniomycetes; Saprolegniales; Saprolegniaceae. The transcript is spliced from 3 exons. The coding region runs from base 1 to 1569 and encodes 522 amino acids.